AUGGUCCUGGAACGAGCUUCUAAAAUCAGGCAAGAAAUGGAAAAGAUGGAGAAACUACACAAUGAGAAAACUCAGAAAAUUGAGAAACGAAUUAGAUAUCUUGAAGGAUGGAUAUGUUGCAGUUUCUUGUCAAUCAAGGAAACAAUUACUUCUUUUGAGCAUGGUGAAGUAAUGUAUGCAUUACUGAACAAUGACGAAGAAAAGGUUUGGGAUAUUGUAUCCUCAAAAUCAGAAGCAAAUGAGUUAUGCCAAGCUUUCGCUAUUUCAGUCAAUUUAGACCUAGAUGUUGAUUCUUUUAAAAAAAAGGUUGUUGAAGAAUUGAAACAAAGACUUGAGCCCCUUCGCAAGUUUUUAAAUCACUAA
Molecule: messenger RNA, 363 nt
Organism: Naegleria fowleri
Lineage: Eukaryota; Heterolobosea; Eutetramitea; Acrasida; Naegleriidae
Exons: 1
Coding region: 1-363 (120 amino acids)
Source: RefSeq, a predicted model, not a curated record